Caenorhabditis remanei is the source of this 1047-nucleotide messenger RNA. RefSeq lists its product as uncharacterized. Gene Ontology annotation, molecular function: protein binding. The transcript is spliced from 3 exons. The record is from RefSeq and is a predicted model, not a curated record. Lineage: Eukaryota; Metazoa; Nematoda; Chromadorea; Rhabditida; Rhabditidae. Bases 1 to 1047 code for a protein of 348 amino acids. Gene Ontology annotation, biological process: embryo development.
AUGACGGGAGUUUUCCGUCUUCUGAGACUUCCUUGGAUAGUAAGAAACAUUAUUUUCAAACAGUUUGAGUUUUAUGAUUUAUUCAACAUCUCUUUGUGCUCGAAAAGAUGUAAAACGUAUGUAGCCUCUUUAAAACUUUUGAAAUCUCUGAAAAUGAGAAUUAGAAGGAUUGACUUAUGGGGAAUCGAUUUGAUCGAUAAGCCAUUUAAUGACAUUUGGAGAAUGGAUUUCGAGAAAAGAGUCAAAUCAAAGACGAGAAAUGAGUAUGGACACAGGACGGUUGACGGGUUGAAUAUGAGAAUUCGACAGGAUGGAAAGAACUUUUUGAUUGUGGAAUAUGGCAGGAAAAUGAAACCACCAAAACUACUAGCAAAAACAAUUCUGGACUUUUUCAUCGCUCAAUUCUCGUUUCCGAUCCACGACGUCUUUUUCCGUCUGGAUGAUUUCUCCGAAUUGGAUUAUCAAAUGUAUAGAAGUAUAAAAGAAGUCGAAAGUUUAACAAUUUACUCGGAUAAAUGUGUGGUAGAUGAGAAUUUAUUGAGAGAUUUCCUGGAAAAUGUAAAAAUCAAGGAUGAAUUCAAAAUAAAUCUUCGGCACCCAGGAAGUCAAAAUUUUCAAUGCGAACUGAAAUUGGAAUGUGAUAAAUUUGAAAUCUGGUCGAACGCAAGAUGGAUGACCGCAGACAGUUUUCUCGGAGCGAAUUGCGCUAAAAUUAAUCUAAGGAAUGUACAAUUUACUCCUAAUGUCUAUGAAGAUUUCGUAGCUCGAUGGUAUUAUUCUGAUAAUACAAAACUGGAAAUGGUGCAUGUUUGGUAUAAAGAACGAUGGGAAACUUCAGACUUUAGUCGAUUCUCUCCGAAACCAUGGGAUCCGAAGCAGAGAGAUCAAAUUCAUAGAGAGAAAAAUGGGUCUCAGAUGGACUUUGCGGAUGGAUUGGAUAUUUUGAGAGCGGAUGGAAUGUUGGCCACUAUUAUGGAUUCACCAAGAGAUUUCCAUUUUCAAGUAUGGAAACAACGAUUCACUGUUUGGAAUGAGAGGGAAGAUUGA